This is a messenger RNA of Schistocerca serialis cubense, 2382 nucleotides long. Its product is annotated as LIM/homeobox protein Lhx2-like. Bases 466 to 1494 code for a protein of 342 amino acids. The record is from RefSeq and is a predicted model, not a curated record. NCBI's taxonomy places the organism in Eukaryota, Metazoa, Arthropoda, Insecta, Orthoptera, Acrididae. The transcript is spliced from 5 exons.
GUGUGUGCGCGACCGCCGUGCGAGACGCAGCAGCGUAACCGCGUCAGCGCCGCGCGUGCCCCGGCCGACAACUGAGCGUCGCAUGUUUGAUGCACGUGCGCGGUACACGUUCCUCCGCCGAGCGCUGCUAUCGCCUCUGCGUGUGCUGUGUGACUGUGCGUCCUCGCCUGUAUUCUAUCGCUAUUCUACACUGCUGUCAUGAGGAGGUGUCAACAACAACGCUCCGAAACGUCGUCGACAUGGGCGGCUGCUGAAAAGUGCACGCGUCUGCGCUCCUCGCUCACACUCUUCGUGUCGACGCAUGAAUCCCUAGUGUGAAAGUUACUCAAUGAGGAAUGAGCGCGGCUGCACCGAAAUGGGAGUAACUGCGCUUAGGCUGUGAAACGAGAAGAAACGAGCAUCUACCCUUCUGGAGAACUGUGCGCGGCAGCAGCCCCGCACACCGGCAAGCUGGCCACGGCAGCCAUGAACCCGCAUUACCACGCUUACACGGAGCUGGCGAGUCCGCACUCGCCGCCUCCGGACAACAGCUCCUACCACCCGCACCACCACCACCACCAUCACCACCACCACCCGCACCCGCCGCACCCUGCGGCCGGGCCCGGGGGUGGGCCUCCCGGAGGCGGCGGCGGGGGCGGCGGCCCGGGGGGCCCCGUCAGCAACGGCGGACCCGGCGGGCCCGGCGGCGGCCCGCAGCAGAUGCACCCGCACCACCAGCACCACCUCAACAACGCCAACAACAACAAUAACAACAGCGGCAACGCCAACAACAACAACCCCGCGGCGACGACGGUGGGCGGCGGCGGGCCCGGCGGCGGUCCCGCCAGCAGCGCGGGGCCCAACCCCAACAACAACGGCGGGCCUGCCAACAACAACAACAACAACUGCACCGGCGGCACGGUGAAGGUGUGCGCCGGCUGCGGUGGCAAGAUCGUGGAGCGCUUCCUGCUGCACGCGCUCGAUCGCUACUGGCACAACGGCUGCCUCAAGUGCUCCUGCUGCGGCGCCAUGCUCGCAGACAUCGGCGGCUCCUGCUUCACCAAGGCCAACAUGAUCCUCUGCAAGACAGACUACAUCAGGCUGUUCGGCAGCAGCGGGGCGUGCUCGGCGUGCGGCCAGACGAUCCCCGCGUCGGAGUUCGUGAUGCGCGCCGGGCCGCAGCACCACGUGUUCCACCUCAAGUGCUUCGCGUGCUCCAAGUGCGGCGGGCAGCUGGUGCCCGGGGACCGCUACUGCCUGCUGGCCGGCAGCCUGGUGUGCGAGCAGGACUGGCACAAGCUGCUCAAGGGCUCGGCGGUGGCGUCGGCGGCGGCGGCGGCGGCUGCGGCGGCGGCGGCGGCGGCAGACUGGCCUGGGGGGCACCAGCUGGACGGCGGCGGCGGACCGGGCCCCGUGACCCGGGGGCGGGGGCGAGGAAGGGGCCGCCCCCGCGGACGCGGCGCAUCGCGCUCCAUCCCGGCGGCCGUCAGCGCCGCCGCCAUGGACGAGCGCUAGCCGCAAGCCGCGACAUCGUUCCAGCGCCUCACAGGCCGAAUCUGCACUCCUGCGCCCGCGGGACCAACGGCAAGGCACUCCCUGCCACACACUCACAGACACACAGACUCUGGCCGCCACGUGCGGCCCUAUUUAUGUCUCCCCCUCCCUCAGCACCCCUCCCCACCCCUCCCCUCCCCUAUCCACCCCACCCCGUCCUGCUACACGCCACGAAAAGGAACGGCGUAAGAAGAAACGUAAGAGGAACCGCGAAUCUGCAGACAUUGUGUGAGCGUCCGUGGUGUUCGGAAUUGCCAGGUGUGCCACGAGCAGAUUAGUGUACGGCAACUCUCGUAGUCUGCUACUUGAGUCUAGAAACGAUUCGUCACAAGUGUUUCCCCUUCUCUUCUUCUCCACCUGCACCCCCUCUCCCUUCUCCCACGACAUUACUCCCCUCUCCAAAUAAAAAACGAGUGUAUUUCUUUUCAUUUAAAGUAAACAGUUAACUACAGCUGUGGAUUAUCGGACAAACAAGUUAUUGCCGCCUCAUAGCGAUUGUGUUGUUUCUCUUUUUCAGAACUUUUCAAAUUGUAUAUGGUGCAAAAAGAAAUGAAAUGGAACAGGUUACGGACACUGUGAAUAACCUACGUACAUGUAUAUAGUUAUUAUUAUAAUAAUAUUAUUAUUAUUAUUAUAAUUAUUGUAAUCCGUGUUCGAAGAGAUUCGCCGGGGUAGACCGGGUCUGGUGCGCUAUCCAGGACUGGCCGCUCCUCGUGCGUACACACACACACACACACACACACACACACACACACACACACACACACGAGCCGACGAUGUUGUGUCUGUUCACUCGAGCGUCAACACGCAUGCAAUCGAGUCCCUUGCAAACAACAAGUGUGAUUGGUA